Messenger RNA from Macroventuria anomochaeta, 1443 nucleotides. RefSeq names its product kinase-like protein. The record is from RefSeq and is a predicted model, not a curated record. Gene Ontology annotation, molecular function: protein serine/threonine kinase activity; ATP binding. Gene Ontology annotation, biological process: peptidyl-threonine phosphorylation; peptidyl-serine phosphorylation. The annotation marks the transcript as partial. The transcript has a single exon. Lineage: Eukaryota; Fungi; Ascomycota; Dothideomycetes; Pleosporales; Didymellaceae.
AUGACCGCACUGCGGAGGCCUUCAUCACCGCGCUCGAGCACAUCGUCCCGGCGCCCUCGCGACAUUUUCGAACAGCACCUCUCGGAAGAAAUCAGAGCACGGAUCGAAUCCACCAUAGUAGGAGUUCCAGAUAACGAAACCCAGAUACGGCGUUUCUUACCCAAAGGUGAUCUCGCGGCCAUACUGAGCGUACAAGCACUCAGGCCGUACCUGAGGGAACUACUCGGCGAAAGCACCGACAACCUUGUCGACAAUGCCCUCGAUGCGAUAGUUGGAGAUUCAACACGUGAUGGAUCUUCAAGAAGAGCCCUGCUUGCGCUCUUUCUUUAUCACAGGCGUGCAGGAUUGCUCUCUCUUUUCAGGGACUGGCUGCUAUCACGCCAAGAUGAUUUUCCCUCUGAUGGACACCUGCCCUUCAGCCAGCACAGCCUAGAACAGGCUAGAAUACCAUCCCAAUAUCACGACUACAUUAAAGAUUAUCAGAACAUAUUUAUUCCAGUCACAAUUAAACAGAACAUUUACCAGACAUUCAAAUCAAAGGAACGAUUGCCCUACAUCGGUGCACCUUUGGCUGUUCAAGAUGGAUCAUCGGGAACUGUCUAUACGAGAAAAGUCGCACCACGUCACUGGGAGGAGAAGCUCGACAACGGCCGUUAUACACCGGCGGAAACAACGAAACCAACAGUUUUAGCUCUGAAGGUCUUUAGCGGUGGACGUACCGGGCAAGAUGCUCAGACGAACUUCGAGAUCGAGCGCAGCAUGCUAGAGGAUCUCCGCAAUAGCAACUUCGCUCACAGGAUGAUAUUGUUAGAUUGGGGGAGCUUCAUCAUCCAAGAUGAGGAAGCUCGAGUGAUUCAGCACUGUUUGAUAUUCGAGUGUGCGACCUACACCCUCGAAGAGUUCCUCGUCGGCGCACAAGUAGCGCGGACGCCCUGGACCGGGAGUUUGUUACUUGCAAAGGUUGUCGAUAUCGUGCAGGCGUUAGCGUGCUUACACGACAACUUCGACACCUUGCAUCUCGACAUCAAACCCGACAACAUCCUGGUUUUCGAUAGACUACGCAGUCAAUCAGACGACGGCAGUUUGAGUGAAGCUAAAUUCGAGUGGAAGAUCAGCGACUUCGGCCUGGCUCGCAAGCGCAAUGCAAAGGAACGAACAGGCCCCUUAUACGAUGCGAAUCGCUCAGCAUCUCACUCUGGCUCGCUACUCGCAACAAGGCCUGCGGGCAGGUUUCAGGCUCCGGAGGUUCAGCAGCAGGGAUCCAGCAAAGCAAGCCGAAGCAGCGAUGUGUGGUCGAUGGGAUGUGUCAUCCUCAUGGUAUUGGGUUUAGUAGUGGACAGUCCAGCAAGAGUGUUAAAUUUGUUAGGCCGUUUGCGAGUGGAAUUCCAAGACGCAGGGGGGAUCGACAGCUUGUUCUAUGUAACAAGCGACUCAAUUCCGUGG